CCUGAUACCCCCUUCCCCUCUGUUUACAGCAAAGCUUCGAGGCGCACCAAGAUGAGGCGGUGAGCGUGACACACAUGGUGAGAGCCGGCAGCGGCGUCUGGAUGGCCUUCUCCUCUGGCUCCUCCAUCCGCCUCUUUCACACUGAGACCCUGGAGCAUCUCCAAGAGAUCAACAUUGCCACCAGGACUACUUUCCUCCUGCCAGGCCAGAAGCACCUGUGUGUAACCAGCCUCCUUAUCUGCCAGGGUUUGCUCUGGGUAGGCACUGAUCAAGGUGUCAUUGUCUUGUUGCCUGUGCCCCGGCUGGAGGGCAUCCCUAAGAUAACAGGGAAAGGCAUGGUGUCUCUCAAUGGUCAUUGUGGACCUGUGGCCUUUCUAGCUGUGGCCAUGAGCAUCUUGGCCCCUGACAUCCUGAGGAGUGACCAGGAAGAGGCUGAGGGGCCUCAGGCUGAGGAGGACAAGUCAGAUGGGCAGGCUCACGAACCAGUGCCUGCACCUGAUAGCCACACAGGCCGAGAACUGACCCGCAAGAAAGGCAUACUGCUUCAAUACCGCCUGCGCUCCACAGCUCACCUCCCCGGGCCCCUGCUGUCGGUGCGGGAGCCAGCACCCACUGAUGGCUCGGCUCUGGAGCACAGUGAGGAGGAUGGUUCCAUCUAUGAGAUGGCCGACGACCCCGAUGUCUGGGUACGAAGCCGGCCCUGUGCCCGUGAUGCCCAUCGCAAAGAGAUCUGUUCUGUGGCCAUCAUCUCCGGUGGGCAAGGCUACCGCCACUUUGGCAGUGCUCCAGGUGGCCUGAGUGGGCGGCCAGCCCCAUGUAGCGAGACAGACAGCACACUUCUUAUCUGGCAGGUGCCCUUGGCUCUAUAGCUCUCCACCCUGUCAAUCUGGAGGUCACAGGGCAGCUGGACCACUGCAGACAUGCAGACCCUUUUUGGCCCACCUGGGUUCCCCUCAGGGACCUGUACAAGCCACAAGACAGGCCUGGAUUCUCCACUGAGGCCUUGAAGAGCAGAGAAACCUCUGCAAACAAAAAUUCAGAAUGUUUUGGGGAGGGUUUUAGGGUCUUGGGGAAUGGAAGGACACACUUGGAGAAUAUGGCCUUUUUGUUUUGUUUUGUUUUGGAAGCAAAAAACAUAAAACCUCACCACUGCCUGCUGAACCUAGAACCUUUUGUCAGGGCUGAGUGAGGCUCGGAGGUGGCCGUGCCCCUCCAGGAAGGAUGUAUGUGUGAGUGUCUGAGCAUGUGGGCUAGCGUGUGAAUAUAUAUAUGAAUACGAAUAUACAAUGUAUAUUAUUAUGUGUAUAAAUACAAUCUGUACAUAAUGGGUCUCUGGGAGAUGCUGGAAUAAAAGGCAAGAGAUAUGUGG
Messenger RNA from Cricetulus griseus (Chinese hamster), 1369 nucleotides. The record is from RefSeq and is a predicted model, not a curated record. Lineage: Eukaryota; Metazoa; Chordata; Mammalia; Rodentia; Cricetidae.